UGAAGCGCGGGGACGGGUUGGCUGUUGAAGUGCUAUGACAACGGGUGCCAAGAUGGCAGUGCUGGGUCGUGGGCGCCUGUAGCCUCCCCGUGAGCCGCGGUGGCAGCAGCAGCAGCAGCAACCAUCCAGCCGGGGCGGGGCUCGCCGCUGCCUCACGGGCUGCCCGGGACAUGCCCGCCUGGGCCAGAGGAAAGGAGCCGCUGUUCGGAAACCAAGACCGCGUUGAUGGUUGUGGGGUGAGGACCUCGCAGCGAAGGGACCUUUUUCCCAAAGAGUGAAGAAGAAUGUCUUUAUUUAAAGCUCGAGAUUGGUGGUACACAACACUUGGAGAAAAAGAAGAAUUUGAUCAAGGAUGUCUAUGUGUAGCUGAUGUUGACAACAGUGGCACUGGACAAGAUAAAAUAAUCGUGGGCAGUUAUAUGGGAUUUCUUCGAAUCUUUAAUCCUCAUCCUGUAAAACCUGGAGAUGGAACGCAAGCUGAAGAUUUGCUCCUGGAAGUGCAAUUGCGAGAGCCAGUACUGCAGGUGGAAGUAGGAAAAUUUGUUUCUGGUACCGAACUACUUCAUCUAGCUGUGUUACACUGCAGGAAACUCUGUGUAUAUGCUGUCUCAGGAACUUUGGGGAGUGUGGAACAUGGGAACCAGUAUCAUAUCAAACUUAUAUAUGAACACAAUCUUCAGCGAACAGCCUGCAACAUGACUUAUGGACCAUUUGGUGGUGUAAAGGGUCGAGAUUUGAUAUGCAUACAGUCCAUGGAUGGAAUGCUUAUGUUGUUUGAACAAGAAAGUUAUGCUUUUGGACGAUUUCUUCCUGGCUUUCUUCUGCCUGGUCCAUUAACUUACAGCUCUCGAACGGAUUCUUUCAUUACAGUAUCUUCCUCUCGACAGGUUGAGAGCUACAAAUAUCAAGUACUUGCAUUUGCAACAGAUGCUGAUGAAAGACAGGAGACAGAGCAGCAAAAACAUAGUUCUGGAAAAAGACUUGUGGUGGAUUGGGUUUUAAAUAUUGGAGAGCAAGCACUGGAUAUACGUGUUGUCUCUUUUAAUCAGAUGGUUUCCUCUCUUUUUGUGCUUGGUGAGAGAAACUUCUUUUGCCUUAAGGAUAAUGGGCAAAUUCGAUUCAUGAAAAAACUUGAUUACAGUCCAAGUUGCUUCCUUCCUUAUUGUUCAGUGACUGAAGGAACAAUAAACACUCUGAUUGGGAACUAUAAUAACAUGCUGCUUGUUUAUCAAGAUGUGACACUGAAAUGGGCCACUCAGCUUCCUCACACUCCUGUGGCAGUGAAAGUGUGCUGUUUACAAGAUAUGAAAGGUCUAAUAGUUACUCUCAGUGACAGUGGGCACCUUCAAUGUUCCUACCUCGGAACCGAUCCUUCUGUGUUCCAGGCACCUAAAGUUGAAUCUAGAGAAAUGAACUAUGAAGAGCUAGACAGAGAAAUGAAAGAACUUCAGAAGAUCAUCAAGGAGGCCACAAAAACACAAGAUAUUUUGCCCAAAUCUGAGGAUGAUGAUUUGAAAGUCACAGCAGAAGUUUCAUUUCACCUGGAUGCAAUAUCUCAAGCCAUUGACAGUGAGGUGAGAGCAGAGGUGGUUCCUUCAGUUACAGUAAAGAUCACAGUACAAAGCAGACUGGCUGUGCAGAAACCAAAGUUAUCAGUAUGUGUACAACCUCCUUUAGCAUUGACCUGUGACCAGUUCAUCUUUAAUGAUAUAGGACCAGCAGUAUCUAAAACUGUAGUCCUGUCUGCCUUUCUAAAGGGGAAUUGCCCACCAGCAGAAUUGGAAGGAAAUGCAAUAUUUUCAUAUAACACACCAACAGCAGAUUUCAACCCUAAAGGGGUACCAAGAGUUGCACAGUGCAAGUUUAGACUGCCCCUGCGGUUAAUUUGCUUUCCAGCUCAACCUUCAAAAACAGCAAACCACAAGCUAACUAUUGAUACCAACAAACCUCCUGUCAGUCUUGUCAGACUUUUUCCAGAUUUUUCUGAUCAGUCUGAUGAAGAUCAGGUAAAUAGUUUAGGAUUCCAGUUCUUAGCUGGUUCUAGAACCACUCUUCUUGCUUCAAAAACAUCACAGCGGUAUAGAAUCCAGAGUGAUCAAUUAGAAGACAUUUGGCUAAUAGCAAAUGAGCUUACUCUUCGUCUUGAAGAACAUUUCAAGAAGCAAAAUUGCAAAGACUUCCUGUGUAUCUUCUCUGGUUCAAUUCCUUUGCAAGAAUAUUUUGAAUGUAUUGAUCACCACUUUGAGCUGCGCUUGAAUGCUGAAAAAUUCCAAGAACUAUUAUCUGAACGGGCAAUACAGUUUAGAGCUAUUGAACGACGAUUGCUAGCACGAUUCAAAGACAAAACCCCUGCUCCCCUCCAACAUCUGGACACCUUGCUAGAAGGAACUUACAGACAGGUAAUAGCUUUAGCAGAUGCUGCAGAAGAAAACCAAGCCAAUAUGUUCCAGGCAUUCGUAAAGUUGAAGAGUGCCACCCAUCUGGUGAUUAUGUUGAUUAGUCUGUGGCAGAAACUCAGCCCUGACCAAAUUGCUAUUUUGGAAUCUACAUUUUUGCCAUUAAUGCAGGAUACUCAAGAGCUGGGCUGGGAAGAAACUGUGGAUGCUGCAAUUUCUUACUUAUUGAGAACUUGUCUUUCCAAAAGCUCUAAAGAACAGGCCUUGACUCUCACCAGUCAGCUGAGCAUACCCAAAGAUACUAGUAGGCUGAAGAAACACAUAACUUUGCUCUGUGAUAGGUUGGCCAAAGGUGGGCGCCUCUGUUUGAAUGCAGACACAAAUACUCAGCAGGCUAUCAUCAUGCCAGGUGGCUGUACUGCUAUCCCAGAGUCUGACUUGGAGGAAAGAACAGCUGUACAGGACCCCACACCAAUAUUUACCGACCACAAGCACCUCACAAAGCAGAAAUCCAAACCUGACAAAUGGUUUCAAGAAUGGCAGCAUUUCAAGAUUGUGAAGCUGCUACUGAUGGUAAUGGCACUGUGAUAAUUAAGCUGUCCACAGUCUUCCUUUUGGUGAAACUGAGACAAGAUUUAUCCCAGAGUGUACUGGAUGAAGCAGAAAAGCCAUGAAAUUCUGAAGAUUUUCCUCAGGAGAAUAUAUCUAUCUGAUGUCAAAUGCAUUCACAAUGCAGAAGUACCAGUCUGUGUAUUUUACUCGGUACCAAAUGGAGCCUCCAGGAAGAAAAGGCUCUAAAAACUGCACAAAAAAGUUCCAUUCACAUCAAAUUGAUUGGAUCUUCCGGCCAGCCACUAGAUUUAUCAUCCUUUCUGUGAACAAAGUCUAACCACUUACCAAACUGUUGUAAGGUACAUUUAUGUUAAUCUGCAAUAUCAGCUCUCCAUAAGGACUCUGUUGAUUGAUCAAAGAGUGUUUGCACACACUUAAAAGCAAACUUUGUUUCUGGAUAUAUUUUAUCUGAUUGUUAAGAUAUUCUGUACUCUUCCUCCCUUUGAGAUUACAUUACCGUUUUCUCAUAAUGUCACAGUUUUGACAAAAGAUAACCAUCUUCUUUCAUCCUCUGCUAACCAAUCUCAAUUUCUACACAGCUGAAUUCACCACCAAAAGAAAGGCUGAUAAUCCACCAAGUUUCCUCUAUCCCCCAUCCCUGAUAUAUACUUCUACUCUCAAGAGAUAGAGUAAAAUAUAGUUACUUGAUAUAAAGACCAUAGUGUCUCCAACCCUUUUGCCAUGAAGUCACUGCAAAAAGAAGUAAAAUUUACAUUUAAAGUACUGUGAGCACCAUGACACGCCAAUCUUUUCCUGCAUUAAAUGUGAUACUUAUAUCUGUAAUUCUGAUUAGGGUCAAGAUUUUCAAAUGUGAUGAGUGAUUAUGAAUGCCUUAAUUGCUUAACCCAAUUUGAGACAGCUUAAAGAGGAUCUCAGUUUUAGUACAUGCUGAGCAGUCACUCUCUGAAAAUCAAGUCCAAGAAGGUGUCUCAGUUGGAACAUCCAAAGUGGAAGCACCUAAAAACACCUUUGAAAAUCUUGGCCUGGUUUUCUGAAGUGUCAGGUACACAAAUGAAUUGUUGAGAGUAACAUGAAUGUAAUGUCAAUAUAAAGCUGCAUAUAAUGGCCUCAAGAUAACAGAGACCUAGCUCUGAGCAUAGAAAAUAUGUCUUUUUGUUUUGGCCUAUUGGUGGAAAUAUAAAAUAAGAAGUUUUGACUUCUUCAGCAGCAUGCGUGAAAUGAAUGGUAUGUCUCAUUUUGUAACAGACACAUUGCAAAAUCUUCCUUCACACUUGGCACCCUUGGUGGCUGGAUCAGCACAAGCACCAAAAAGCUUAAUAACAUAGAGAUUCACUAUUCCGAGAAAAGAUCCCUCCAACUCAGUUUGGAGAACUUUGGGAUGGGGUGAUGGCUGUAGAUUUGUACUGCUUUUUACCAACAGUAGUCUGUGCUGUACCUGUCCUUUGGAUAGUGAUGGGACUUGAUUCUCCAAGACUUCCAGUCUAGGAGCCUUCAUUACCACUAAAUCUACUUUUAACUUCUUCCCACCUCCCCAAUGCCAAAAAUAUUUGUUCCCAUCCUGCAACAGUUGUGCAUUGCCAGCAGGCUCCUAGGUAUCCUUGUGGUACUGCUCUAUCUCAAUAAAGUAGAUGUAACUGUAGUUAUGCAGAACUUUUUUAACAGAUGAACUAUUAAAUGAAGCCAAGUGAUAAGGAAGCAGAGGAAAGUCACAUGUGGCCCUGGAACUCGUUUAACAUGCAGCAGUCCCAUCUGGUUGGUCUUGUUCUCUAGUAGACCUCAAAGACCUUCCAGGCACAAGGAUGAAGCUCCCUACUUCUUUCCCUGAGGGGGCAAUCACCAUCCCUCUGCUUGCAGUGGAACAAUUGCUUGUGCAGAGUUUUCUUUGCUAUCGCAUCCCUCCCGCAUCUUUUUCUGCAGGAGGGCAGUAUCAAAAUCAUCGUAAGGAGACAUCUGCCCUCCAGCUCUGUGAAAAUUGUACAAUAAAAGAAUCUCCCCAUAGUCUCCAUAUACACCUCAGUGACUAAAGAAAAUCCAUGGGAGCUAAUCAGUUACUGUAGCUAUUAGGCUUAAACUUUAACCACAGGUCUCAGAUCUUCUCUUGUGUACUAUUAGUGGCUACUAGAUAAUCUAAAGAAGUCAACUGCAAUUACUAUUAAAAUCCCAUACUAUAGAAGUGCCAUUACAAUGUAGAUUCCUGAGCCAAAGAAUUCUAUACUGUUAUAUACAGCAUCUGGAAAGGAAAACAUAUGGCUUUAGUGGGAUAUAUUAUAGUGUAGCAAUUAUCAUUAUUGGGUAUGAUCCAAACACUCAAAACUGUCAUCAACUUCAGUGGAAAUUUUGAGUAAGCAGUGAAUAGAGGUUCAGGUCAAUUAUAUAUGUCUAUUUCUAUAACUUUUAUAACAGUGAAGUGUGUUAGCUUUGGUGUUGCUUCUGUUGGCCUAUUCUAUGCUAAGCUUUGCAAGAUGAAGUCUCUGUGGGGAAUUAACCUAUAAUACUUCUGAAGGGGAAAAAAGCAAUAGCUAGAGAGCAAAGAAAGAGAAAAUAGUGCAUAGUGAUAAUUUAUGGUCUCUUUUUGUCUCAUGAUAUAUUGUGGCAUUCAGUAGUAUCAUCAGGUUUUAAAACAGAUGUAUUUACCCUGGGUAUAAAAAUAAUUUGUUUUUUCCCAUGGCCAUGUAAUCCAAUUAAUUUAGAGGAAAUAAGUCAUUGCAGUUUAGUUGCUUACCUAAUAGUGUAAAAGGAACCAACAUGAAGAAGCUCUCAGAAGUUCUCAAAUGCAGUAUGAAUGGAAAAUCUCAUCCUUCUGGCUGAAAAAGUAAUCAGGCCAAGUUACAAGUUAGAAAAAAUAGAGAGUCAGCCAACUCCAAAAUAUAAAAGGAAAAGGGGACCAAAGUUCCAAACACCAGAGUGCUUGAAGUCAAGGAAGGUACUUCUGGCUAGGUGAUUCUGUUAUGUGCAGGAUUUGCACCAGCACUCAGUCAGCUGUCCUAUUAAUAAGAGACCACAUUAUUUAAAAAUAAGUUUGGGGUUGUAAAUACAAUUUUCUAGUUAUUUAUGCUCUAAAGAAAUACUCAUUUAAAAAAAAACCCAUUCUUUCUUGGAGUGAAGCAAGCUUUAAAUAUGCAGUGUGUCUAUUCUUCAUCAGAUUACUUGAAGAAAAUGCUAUAUUUUUAUGUAAGGUUUAGUGCAAAAAAAAUCCUUGAACUGGUCAUUUUAUCAAAAGCAAUUAUAGAUAUAGUUAGAGGUAGAAAUAGGAAGCACGUUGUGAUAUUAUAAAAGCCAUCCUCUCAGUGGUACCAACUUUUUUAUUGUUUAUAUCUACUGCUCUUUGAAAUGCAUUUUCUAAAGUAAGUUGUGCUAUAAAAUGAAAUAUACAUUUGAUUUUCUUUGAACUACAGAAUGCUUAUAAAAUGUUUACUGAAUGAUAUUUGUCCAAGGUUUUUUUCUUCAAGUUUUUUCAUUCAAUUCCCCCGCCCCCUUCUUUCCUUCACUCUCUUGUGUGUUUGUUUUGGGAGUUUUCACCCUUGCAUUUUAGAACAAUACACUAAAAGGUUUAUUUCUAUACUGACCAACAUGCAGCUGUUUCUGAAAGUCUGGGCUCAGCUAAACUUUUUGGGUUUCAAGACCCUGUGGCUUGUACAUCCCCAAAAUGAUUCUUCAGUCCAAUUAAUGUUCAGCUAAAGCAAGGAAUCACAACAAAUCUGUAUUUCCCAGGAACUGGAUUUCAUUUUAGUAUUGUAUGCAUUUCUCCUCUUCAGCUUUUACUCUGCAGACUGAAUUAGAUGUAUGCCUGAAUGUUCUUAUCUUUGUUCUCAUAGUGCAUCUAAAAAGUAAUUUGCUGCCAUGAACUAAGGUAUGCUGAGCAGAGAUUGUAAUUUCUAUGUGAAACCCUUUACAAUAGAAAAAAGCAUUACAGUCUAUGCAUUAUGCUGAAUAAAUAUCUUUUCUUCUCAUCAAUA
Molecule: messenger RNA, 6925 nt
Organism: Alligator sinensis (Chinese alligator)
Lineage: Eukaryota; Metazoa; Chordata; Crocodylia; Alligatoridae
Gene: BBS9
Product: Bardet-Biedl syndrome 9
Exons: 25
Coding region: 285-2984 (899 amino acids)
Biological process (GO): cilium assembly
Cellular component (GO): membrane; BBSome
Source: RefSeq, a predicted model, not a curated record